ACGUGGACUUGAGGAUGUGGACGUAGAGGACGUGGACGUGGAGGACGUGGACGUGGACGUGGAGGACGUGGACGCGGACGUGGUCGUGGACGUGGACGUUGACGUGGACGUGGACGUGGGGGACUUGGACGUGGACAUGGACGUGGACGUGGACGUGGACGUGGACGUGGACGUGGACCUGGACGUGGACGUGGACAUGGACGUGGACGUGGACGUGGACGUGGACGUGGACGUGGACGUGGACCUUGUCAUGGACGUGAACGUGGACAUUGUCAUGGACGUGGACGUGGACGUGGACGUGGACGUAGUCGUGGACGUGGACGUGGACGUGGUCGUGGACGUGGACAUUGUCGUGGACGUGGACGUGGACGUGGACGUGGACAUUGUCGUGGACGUGGACGUGGACGUGGACGUGGACGUGGACGUGGACGUGGACGUGGUCGUGGACGUGGACGUGGUCGUGGACGUGGACGUGGACGUGGACGACUUGGACGUGGACGUGGACGUGGACGUGGACCUGGACGUGGACGUGGACGUGGACGUGGACGUGGACGUGGACAUAGACGUGGACGUGGACGUGGACGUGGACCUUGUCGUGGACAUGGACGUGGACGUGGACGUGGACGUGGACGUGGUCGUGGAUGUGGACGUGGACGUGGACGUGAUCGUGGACGUGGCCAUGGACGUGGAAGUGGAGGACGUGGACGUGGACAUGGACGUGGACGUGGACGAGGACGUAGACGUGGACGUGGACAUGGACGUGGACGUGGACGUGGACGUGGACGUGGACGUGGACGUGGACAUGGAGGUGGACGUGGAGGACGUGGACGUGGACGUGGAGGACGUGGACGCGGACGUGGUCGUGGACGUGGACGUUGACGUGGACGUGGACGUGGAGGACUUGGACGUGGACAUGGACGUGGACGUGGACGUGGACGUGGACGUGGACCUGGACCUGGACGUGGACGUGGACAUGGACGUGGACGUGGACGUGGACGUGGACGUGGACGUGGACCUUGUCGUGGACGUGAACGUGGACAUUGUCGUGGACGUGUACGUGGACGUGGACGUGGACGUGGUCGUGGACGUGGACGUGGACGUGGUCGUGGACGUGGACAUUGUCGUGGACGUGGACGUGGACGUGGACGUGGACAUUGUCGUGGACGUGGACGUGGACGUGGACGUGGUCGUGGACGUGGACGUGGACGUGGUCGUGGACGUGGACGUGGACCUGGACGUGGACGUGGACGUGGACGACUUGGACGUGGACGUGGACGUGGACGUGGACCUGGACGUGGACGUGGACGUGGACGUGGACGUGGACAUAGACGUGGACGUGGACGUGGACGUGGACGUGGACCUUGUCGUGGACAUGGACGUGGACGUGGACGUGGACGUGGUCGUGGAUGUGGACGUGGACGUGGACGUGGUCGUGGACGUGGACAUGGACGUGGAAGUGGAGGACGUGGACGUGGACGUGGACGUGGACGUGGUCGUGGACGUGGACGUGGACAUGGACGUGGACAUGUACGUGGACGUCGACGUGGAAGUGGACGUGGACGUGGAGAACUUGGACGUGGACAUGGACGUGGACAUGGACGUGGACACGUGGACGUGGACGUGGACGUGGACCGGUCGUGGACGUGGACGUGGACGUGGACAUGGACGUGGACGUGGACGUGGACGUGGAAGUGGACGUGGUCGUGGACAUGGACGUGGACGUGGACCGGUCGUGGACGUCGACGUGGAUGUGGACAUGGACGUUGACAUGGACGUGGACGUGGACGUGGACAUUGUCGUGGACGUGGACGUGGACGUGGACGUGGACGUGGACGUGGUCGUGGACGUGGACGUGGACGUGGUCGUGGACGUGGACGUGGACGUGGACGUGGACGUGGACGACUUGGACGUGGACGUGGACGUGGACGUGGACCUGGACGUGGACGUGGACGUGGACGUGGACGUGGACGUGGACGUGGACGUGGACAUGGACGUGGAAGUGGAGGACGUGGACGUGGACAUGGACGUGGACGUGGACCGGACGUGGACGUGGACGUCGACGUGGACGUGGACGUGGACGUGGUCGUGGACGUGGACGUGGACGUGGACGGUCGGGACGUGGACGUGGACCGUGGACGUGGACGACUUGGACGUGGACGGUGGACCGGUCGUGGACGUCGACGUGGAUGUGGACAUGGACGUGGACGUGGACGUGGACGUGGACGUGGAGGACUUGGACGUGGACGUGGACGUGGACGGGGACAUGGACGUGGACGUGGACGUGGACGUGGACGUGGACGUGGACAUGGACGUGGAAGACGUGGACGUGGACAUGGACGUGGACGUGGACGUGGACGUGGACGUGGAAGUGGACGUGGUCGACUUGGACGUGGACGUGGACGUGGACGGGGACGUGGACGUGGACGUGGACGUGGAGGACUUGGACGUGGACGUGGACGUGGACGGGGACAUGGACGUGGACGUGGACGUGGACGUGGACGUGGACAUGGACGUGGACGUGGACGUGGACGUGGACGUGGACGUGGACGUGGACAUGGACGUGGACGUGGACGUGGACGUGGACGUGGACAUGGACGUGGACGUGGACGUGGACGUGGACGUGGACAUGGACAUAGACAUGGACGUGGACAUGGAGAUGGAGAUGGACGUGGACAUGGACAUGGACAUGGAUGUGGACGUGGACGUGGGCGUGGACAUGGACGUGGACGUGGACGUGGACGUGGACAUGGACGUGGACAUGGACGUGCACAUGGACGUGGACGUGGACAUUGUCGUGGACGUGGACGUGGACGUGGACAUUGUCGUGGACGUGGACGUGGCCGUGGACGUGGACGUGGACGUGGUCGUGGACGUGGACGUGGACGUGGACGUGGAGGACUUGGACGUGGACAUGGACGUGGCCGUGGACGUGGACGUGGACGUUGACGUGGACGUGGACGUGGACGUGGACGUGGACAUGGACGUGGACAUGGACAUGGACGUGGACGUGGACGUGGACAUGGACGUGGACGUGGACGUGGACGUGGACGUGGACGUGGAGAUGGACGUGGACGUGGACGUGGACGUGGACGUGGACAUGGACGUGGACGUGGACGUGGACAUGGACGUGGACAUGGACGUGGACGUGGACGUGGACGUGGAGAUGGACGUGGACGUGGACGUGGACGUGGACAUGGACGUGGACGUGAACAUGGACGUGGACAUGGACGUGGACGUGGACGUGGUCGUGGACGUGGACGUGGACGUGGACGUAGACCUGGACGUGGACGUGGACGUGGACAUGGACGUGGACGUGGACGUGGUCGUAGACGUGGACGUGGACGUGGACGUGGUCGUGGACGUGGUCGUGGACGUGGUCGUGGACGUGGACGUGGACGUGGACGUGCCCGUGGACGUGGACGUGGACGUGGACGUGGACGUGGUCGUGGACGUGGACGUGGACAUGGACGUGGAAGUGGAGGACGUGGACGUGGACAUGGACGUGGACGUGGACGUGGACGUGGACGUGGACGUGGACGUGGACGUGGAUCUGGACGUGGACGUGGACGUGGACGUGGACGUGGACGUGGACGUGGACAUGGAUGUGGACGUGGACAUGGACGUGGACGUGGACGUGGACGUGGCCGUCGUGGACGUGGACGUGGACGUGGACAUGGACGUGGACGUGGACGUGGACGUGGACGUGGAAGUGGACGUGGUCGUGGACAUGGACGUGGACGUGGACCGGUCUGGACGUGGUCGUGGACAUGGACGUGGACGUGGACCGGUCGUGGACGUGGACGUGGACGUGGACAUGGACGUAGACGUGGACGUGGACGUGGACGUGGAGGACUUGGACGUGGACGUGGACGUGGACGGGGACAUGGACGUGGACGUGGACGUGGACGUGGACGUGGACGUGGACCUGGACGUGGACGUGGACGUGGACGUGGACGUGGACGUGGACAUGGAGAUAGACAUGGACGUGGACAUGGACAUGGAGAUGGAAGUGGACAUGGACAUAGACGUGGACGUGGACGUGGACGUGGGCGUGGACAUGGACGUGGACGUGGACGUGGACAUGGACGUGGACAUGGACGUGCACUUGGACGUGGACGUGGACAUUGUCGUGGACGUGGACGUGGACGUUGACAUUGUCGUGGACGUGGACGUGGCCGUGGACAUGGACGUGGACGUGGUCGUGGACGUGGACGUGGACGUGGACGUGGACGUAGCCAUGGACGUGGACAUGGACGUGGCCGUGGACGUGGACGUGGACGUUGACGUGGACGUGGACGUGGACGUGGACGUGGACGUGGACAUGGACGUGGACAUGGACGUGGACGUGGACAUGGACGUGGACGUGGACCUGGACGUGGACGUGGACGUGGACGUGGACGUGGACGUGGACGUGGACGUGGAGAUGGACGUGGACAUGGACGUGGACGUGGACGUGGACCUGGACGUGGACAUGGACGUGGACCUGGACGUGGACAUGGACGUGGACGUGGACGUGGACGUGGACGUGGACGUUGUCGUGGACGUGGACGUGGACGUGGACGUGGACGUGGUCGUGGACGUGGACGUGGACGUGGACGUGGACGUGGACAUGGACGUGGACGUGGACGUGGACCUGGAAGUGGACGUGCACUUGGACGUGGACGUGGACAUUGUCGUGGACGUGGACGUGGACGUGAACAUGGACAUUGUCUGGACGUGGACGUGGACACGUGGACGCGGACGCGGACGGGGACGCGGAUCGGACGCGGACGCGGACGUGGACGCGGACGGGAACGCGGACGUGGACGCCGACGCGGACGGGGACGCGGACGCGGACGGGGACGCGGACGCGGACGCGGACGUGGACGCCGACGCGGACGGGGACGUGGACGCGGACGGGGACGCGGACGCGGACGUGGACAUGGACGUGGACAUGGACGUGGACAUGGACGUGGACAUGGACGUGGACGCGGACGUGGACGUGGACGUGGACGUGGACGUGGACGUGGACGUGGACGUGGACGUGGACCUGGACGUGGACGUGGACGUGGACGUGGACGACGUGGACAGGGGACGUGGACGUGGACAUGAACGUGGACGUGGACGUGGACGUGAACGUGGACGCGUGGACGUAGACGUGGACAUGGACGUGGACGUGGACGUGGACGUGGACGUGGACGUGGACGUGGACGUGGAGAUGGACGUGGACGUGGACGUGGACGUGGACGUGGACGUGGACAUGGACGUGGACGUGGACGUGGACGUGGACGUGGACGUGGAGAUGGACGUGGACGUGGACGUGGACGUGGACAUGGACGUGGACGUGAACAUGGACAUGGACAUGGACGUGGACGUGGACGUGGUCGUGGACGUGGACGUGGACGUGGACGUAGACCUGGACGUGGACGUGGACGUGGACGUGGACGUGGUCGUGGACGUGGACGUGGACGUGGUCGUGGACGUGGACGUGGACGUGGUCGUGGACGUGGACGUGGACGUGGACGUGGUCGUGGACGUGGACGUGGACGUGGACGUGGUCACGUGGACGUGGACAUAG
Closterium sp. NIES-65 is the source of this 5557-nucleotide messenger RNA. Lineage: Eukaryota; Viridiplantae; Streptophyta; Zygnematophyceae; Desmidiales; Closteriaceae. The record is from the annotation of a GenBank genome assembly.